This is a messenger RNA of Ambispora gerdemannii, 429 nucleotides long. The record is from the annotation of a GenBank genome assembly. Lineage: Eukaryota; Fungi; Glomeromycota; Glomeromycetes; Archaeosporales; Ambisporaceae.
AUGGAACGUCUAUUCCGAUUUGUUGAGACAGACUAUCCUAAUACUUUUGACGAUGAAUUUCCUUAUGCGCCAGGGUACUGCCAGAGAAAACAAGUUGUCCCAUGCACAAAAGACGGAGAGUCUGAAUUUUGUAUCAGACGAGUUCCGUAUUUGAAAGAGAAUCAUGUUAAACAAGAGUUUGGCAUGAUUUUACUGCAGGGAAUAAAAACUCGAUUGUUUGUAAAAGAUUUUUACCAAUCAAUCGAUACAGGAUAUGUCAAAGAAAAUCACUCAAUAAAGAAUCCACUUAAAAGUAUCUUGCUACAUAAGAAUCUCAAAGAAUUUGUCCAAAAUUCACGACAACCGAAAUCCACACCUCCAACGCCACCACGUUCACCACCGAAUUUGACAACUCUGAGCACAUCUGGUGCUUAUGAAGAUUUUGGGUGA